Molecule: messenger RNA, 1933 nt
Organism: Ochlerotatus camptorhynchus
Lineage: Eukaryota; Metazoa; Arthropoda; Insecta; Diptera; Culicidae
Gene: FipoQ
Product: F-box/LRR-repeat protein FipoQ
Exons: 4
Coding region: 174-1718 (514 amino acids)
Biological process (GO): positive regulation of protein ubiquitination
Molecular function (GO): protein binding
Source: RefSeq, a predicted model, not a curated record
GCUCUCUUACCACAUGAGAGCUGUGGGAAAUUUUGCCAAAAAUUUUCACACUCAUACAAGAACGACGGACUUUUCUUAGUGAAACUUCCAUAUCCUCUAAACCUUUCGGGUCAAAUUUGUGGCUUUUGUUUUGGUUUGUUCCGUGCUUAACCGCCCUCCAGUGAUACCUCGCGAUGGAUCUGUCCAGUGACGUAUGGAAUCAGGUCACUUUGGAAGCGUCUCAACUGUAUUUCACCGAGGACGGCAAAAGCCCAUUCGCCAAUACGACCAUCGAAAAACUUCCGGAUAAGGUCGUCUUGCAUAUCUUUUCGUACCUCAGCCACCUAGAGAUAUGUCGCAUGGCAAUAGUCUGCCGUCGUUGGCGUACGAUCGCCUACGACACCAAACUGUGGAAGAACGUUUCUCUGCGUCCAGAAGUGUCCGGUCUACACGUAGGCUCAUUAGAGCAGUUGCUUCAGAUGAUCUCGGUACGCUUCGGUGCAUCACUUCGUUACAUCGAGCUGCCAAUUGAGCUUAUCACGCAUACCGUACUUCAUGAACUAUCCAGCAAAUGUCCCAAUUUGACCCAUAUGCUUCUGGAUUUCUCCACUGCUAUGCAGCUACACGAUUUCAGCGAGAUGCAAGCCUUUCCAGCUAAGCUGCGCUACAUGUGCAUUUGCCUGUCGGAGGUAAUCUUCAUGGAGGGUUUCAUGCGCAAAAUUUACAACUUUAUCAACGGCCUUGAAGUCCUGCACUUGAUCGGAACCUAUGAAAAGUGCGAAGAAGAGGAAGAGGAAAUCUACGAAGUUAUCAACGUCCACAAGCUCAAAUCAGCUACUCCAAAUCUGCGCGUGAUCAACCUGUAUGGCAUCAAUUUCAUCGACGACUCACACAUUGACGCAUUCAGCUCGAAUUGUAUUCAACUGGAAUGCUUGGCUGUCAAUUAUUGCAGCAAAGUAACUGGUUCCACACUGAAGCCGCUACUCGCACGCUCCAAGCAACUUAAGUGCUUGCUUAUGAAUGGUACCGACCUCAAGUCGGAAUAUGUUAUGCAAGCCGAAUGGGACAAGUGCUCCGUCCAAGAACUAGACAUUUCCGGAACAGAUUUAUCCACGGAAUGCCUCAUUGAUGUACUGACUCGUAUUCCUACCUUGCGCUUUUUGAGUGCUGGACAAAUCAAUGGAUUCAACGAUUCUGUUCUUAAGGCCUGGGCCGAAGGUGGUAAUCCGAAGACCUUACUCGCUCUGGACAUUGAUUCGUCGGAUAACAUCUCUGAUGAAGCAUUGGGAAGAUUCAUUACCCGCUAUGGCGCACAGUUACAAGCUUGUGUGCUAUCUGGAAUGACACACAUUACCGAUCAGCUGUGGAUGACGAUUCUGCCGAUUUUGGUCAACGUGAAGAUUAUCGUGAUGGGAACCACCGAAAGACUGGGAGGUAAUAUUCACGUUGAUCAGCUAAUGGAUACAAUUGGAUCGUCUUGCCCCGCACUGGAGCGAUUGGAGCUGCGAUGGGAUCCAGAGAACUUGCGUUUCUCUGAUAAGAGCCAGAAAGCCAUUGAUAUGCUGCGCGUGAAGUGUCCGAAGCUGCGAGGCUUGGUUUUGAGCGACGGUCGUUACUACGAAACAGUAAAGGCCAACUUUGAACGUGCGGAUCGUACAACGGUCGUCCGAACUACAACCAGCUGUCGCGUGUCGGCCUACCAUGUGCUCAGCAACUACAACGAUUUGAUUUUCAAUUGAACAAAAUCCCACUUACCGAACGGUUCACUGUUGUGUUAGCUAUUAUUUAUGUAUAUAAUCUUAAACGUGUUUUUUGUCACUAGCGUUGGGAGCAUUAAACUAUGAAACGAACUUAACUCAAUGCAUCGGUGAAAUGUAACAGGAAACAGAAGGAGGUGUAUUUUAUGAUAUUUUGAAAGAAUAAUGUAUCAAAUAAAAGACGGAGUGUUUAUCGA